This is a messenger RNA of Camarhynchus parvulus, 920 nucleotides long. RefSeq names its product transmembrane protein 140 (gene TMEM140). Lineage: Eukaryota; Metazoa; Chordata; Aves; Passeriformes; Thraupidae. The coding region runs from base 294 to 920 and encodes 208 amino acids. The record is from RefSeq and is a predicted model, not a curated record. The transcript has 4 exons.
CUUGUAUCCUAGACCGGCUCCACAGCCCUCUCCAGCGUGUUUCAGCUCCGCACCCACCCAGAUGGGCAGCCCAUUCAGAACAAUGGGCGUCCCCCAUGUGAGCUUCCAGUCUCUCCAGAAGCCUUUUGAGAAGAAGCCCUCCAAGGGAGACUACAAGAAGUGAGGGAAAAGCGGCCAGGGGAAUUGGACAGCGUGAAGCAGCAGCCUGCAGGACAGCACUAGAGGACAGUACGCAUUCUGGGGAGAGGAGCAGAGUCGGGUUUGCCAACUGGUCUGAGAGAGGAGCAAGGUGGAUGCCAAUCCCAGGCAUCCCCACAGCAGCUCUCACCAUGGUAGCAAGAAAGCAUGCAGGCACCAGGAUGGGUCUGCUGCCACAGAGGUGUGCCAAGAACCUGCUGCCCGUGCUGGCUUUGCUGGAGGCUGUUGGGACCCUAGCCCUGAUGUCCUAUGCUCUGCUGUACGAGGCCGGGAACCUGGUGAACCUCCCUGACAAACUCAUUGGCUUUUACAACUUCUGCCUGUGGAAUGAUGCAGCUGGGGAGCUGCAGUGCCUGGACACCAAGCAGCUGCAGGCAAUGGGAAUCAGUCUACUGCAACUAGGAUUAGCCAGGGUUUGUGUGUAUACCUGCCUGGUCUUCGUCCUCUUCCACAUCCCUUUUGUUUUAAAUGUGAAUUGCACAGGGCAGGGAGAGGGAUGGAAGAUGAUUCGCAUCAUACUCUUCAUCAAGUUGAUAAUCCUGUCUGGAGGCCUGGGUAUGUUUCUUUUACAAACCUCACACUGGAUUCAUCCCUCUGAUUUCACUGGAGGCUUCCUGGCACUGCUUGGGACUCAGGCUCUGCUACUGCUCCAGAUUCUCACUGCCACUGUGUACCUCAGCUGGGCCAAGCACAUCACAUAUGUGUCAAAACCAUUUAACUGA